Messenger RNA from Sorghum bicolor (sorghum), 1380 nucleotides. RefSeq lists its product as uncharacterized. Gene Ontology annotation, biological process: regulation of DNA-templated transcription. The record is from RefSeq and is a predicted model, not a curated record. Gene Ontology annotation, cellular component: nucleus. Bases 183 to 965 code for a protein of 260 amino acids. Lineage: Eukaryota; Viridiplantae; Streptophyta; Magnoliopsida; Poales; Poaceae. The transcript is spliced from 2 exons.
CACAAAUUCAGUUGUAGUAAUUUUUUUUCAGAAAAAGAAAGCCAUACCUUAAAUAAAAGGGCAAAAGUUAAAUAUCCCGGCGAGGAGAACUGAUUGGUUGCGAGAUCCACCGUUUAAUCCCAAACAAAACCUGAAACCACUUCUUCCUAAAACCUAGCCAGCCGCCGCCGCAGCAGCAGCAGAUGGCAUCGGAGGAGCGCCCCUCGCCGGUGCCCUCGGACGACACCACCACCACCACCGUCUCGGACGAACAUCUGAGUCCCCCGUCAUCACCUUCCACAACCUUCGACUCUGCUCCCGAAUCCGAUGUCUCCGCCGCGUCCUCGCUGCUCUCGGACGGCUCUUCAGGGCCCGAUCCCGAGCCCAUCGUUUCCAGAAAACCCCGCCCGCCACAGCGCUCUUGGCCGGACUCCGACGAGAUCGCGCUCCUUGAGGCCGUCGCGUCGCACCGGAAGAAGCACGGGCGACUUCCGUCGCCCGAUGAGCUCGCCGCCGCGCUGCGGGGCCGCAUCUUCUCGGAGGAGCGCCUCACCGCCGAGCAGGUAGCCAAGCGGCUGCUCGCGCUUCGCACGCGGUACGGCAACGCCGCUAUCCGCCUCAAACGCGGCAUAAUCCCCGCGAAGGAUAGCGACCUCACCAUCUACAGGCUCUCCAAGCUCAUCUGGGCGGACACGCGCAAGGGGAAGAUGGAGAAGAAGACCCGUGCGCCCGACGCGCGCGAGGACCCAAGGGGGUUUGACGAGCUGACCGAGCUGUACCCUUGCCUCUCCGCGGAGGCGGAGGCGAUUGAUGCGAGGUGCGGCUACGGGUCGCUGAAGAGGGCGUUCGGGCGCAUCGGUGACGACACGGCGGCGCGGCUGGAGGCGAAGCUGAAGAGGCAGCGGGUGGCAGAGGCAAGGCAGAGCGCAAAGCUUGACCGGCUGAGGACCGACGUUGCCAAUGCGCUUCAGAAAUUUAUCAAGUGAAUGAAUUGGUGGAUUUUGUUGAAGGAAGAUGUGGACGUCUGGAGGAUUAUGACACGCGCCAAGUGAAAGUGGCUUUAAUAUUUUGUCCAGGAAAGGAAGCUACAUAACAUGUAGGACUUGCUAUGAUAUUCUGGUUGCUUAGUUCUUAGAGUUGAGUUCUGCUAGUGGCUGUUCCUAUCUCUUGCUGUUUGGAUGUUUGCCUCUAGCUUUCUUGCCUGUGUUGCGCUUCCCUUUAAGGGCUUGUUUGGAAACAUAGCAAUCCCCUUCAAUCCAUACGUAUUGGAAGGGAUUGUGGUGGAAAAUAAGUUCAUUUUCCACACUAAUCCAUAUGGAUAGGGAGGGAUUGAGUUUAUCCAAGCAAGCCCUAAGUUGGAAUCCCAGCAAUAUAGUUUUAAGAGCUCAUUUUAUGGCCAUC